CCCUGAGCAGGGGAAAUCCACAAAUUCACUUGACAACCCACUGGCUUCAUCUAAGGGAAUCUAAUGGAUCUAAGAGGGUACUUAAACAGGAUCGGGUUUACUGGACCAUAUGACAAACCUGAUCUGGACACAUUACGCACCAUCCAUAAGCUGCAUGUUAUGACCAUUCCAUUUGAGAACCUCAGCAUCCACUGUGGGGAGAAGAACACGACGGACCUGAACAUCAUCUAUGAUAAAAUAGUCAAAAGCAAUCGUGGAGGCUGGUGUUGUGAAAACAACCUCUUGUUCUCAUGGGUCCUAAAGGAGAUGGGUUACAAAUACACCACACUAGGCUCCAAGGUGUUUAAUAAGUUCCAAAAUGAUUUCUACCCCGUGGACUCUCAUCUCAUCAAUAUAGUGGAGAUUGAUGGGAAGCCUUACAUUACCGACGUGAGCUAUGGAGUGUCGUGCCAACUGUGGUAUCCCUUAGAGAUGAUCUCGGGUAAAGAUCAGCCGCAGCCUCCAGGUGUGUUCCGCCUGCUAAACAAUGGGAUGACGUGGGUUCUGGAGAAGACUACAAGAAAGCAAGUGGUCAAAGACAAGGCCUAUGCUCAUUCCAGCCUCAUUGACAGGCGCCUGACGAAGAAAAUGUAUUGCUUUCCAUUAACACCCCGUGAGAAAGAGCAUUUUGUGGAGACCCUGGAUUGCUUGCAGACCAGUCCUGAUUCUCGGUUUGUGCUGAAGUCCAUUUGCUCCCUUCAGACGCCCAACGGCUUCAGAGCUCUGAUUGGCUGGACUUACAGCGAGAUCACAUACAACCCCGAGGAGGACUGUGACAUGGUGGACAUGAAGGAAAUCCCUGACUGUGAAAUAGAAGCUGUGCUGAAGGAAAAGUUUAAUGUGAUGUUAGUUAAUAAGUUCACACCUAAAAACAAAAAAGCUAAUUAUUGCAUGUAAUACAGUACUGUACCAUUAACCGUAAGUAUUGUCAAGCAUCUCAAACUUGUCAC
Molecule: messenger RNA, 989 nt
Organism: Sinocyclocheilus grahami
Lineage: Eukaryota; Metazoa; Chordata; Actinopteri; Cypriniformes; Cyprinidae
Product: arylamine N-acetyltransferase, pineal gland isozyme NAT-10
Exons: 4
Coding region: 64-936 (290 amino acids)
Molecular function (GO): arylamine N-acetyltransferase activity
Source: RefSeq, a predicted model, not a curated record